AUGAACGACAAAGAACUGAUCAUGAAAGUGAAUCUGAAAAACGAGAAUCGACUCUCCGCUACUGUGCCACUGUUCCUGGGGGUGUUCAGGGGGAAGGGUUUAAUUGACAGGUCUACCAAAGACAUACCACGUUUCAAAAAUGAACUUGAUGUCAUGAAGUUCAUCUGCAAAGAUUUCUGGACCAGUGUUUUUAAGAAGCAGAUUGACAACCUGCGAACCAACCACCAGGGUAUUUAUGUGCUUCAAGACAACAAGUUUCGACUGCUGACCCAACUAUCAUCUGGUAAACAAUAUCUGGAACAUGCCUCCAAGUUUUUGGCCUUCACCUGUGGCCUGGUCCGAGGUGGGCUUUCUUAUCUCGGUGUGAAAAGUGUUGUCACUACGGAAGUGUCAGUCAUGCCACACAUAAAUACACAGUCUAAGUCAAAUAACUACUAUGAACAGAGUUUUUGUAAAUUCCAGGUGAUGAUCCAGAAGAUGUGA
Messenger RNA from Myxocyprinus asiaticus (Chinese sucker), 483 nucleotides. RefSeq names its product trafficking protein particle complex subunit 6b-like. The record is from RefSeq and is a predicted model, not a curated record. The coding region runs from base 1 to 483 and encodes 160 amino acids. NCBI's taxonomy places the organism in Eukaryota, Metazoa, Chordata, Actinopteri, Cypriniformes, Catostomidae. The transcript has 6 exons. Gene Ontology annotation, biological process: endoplasmic reticulum to Golgi vesicle-mediated transport; regulation of GTPase activity. Gene Ontology annotation, cellular component: trans-Golgi network; cis-Golgi network; TRAPP complex.